AUGAAUGCCCCAAUCACCGUCGUUUUAAAGGGCGUCAGGCCAACUUGCGAGAGCAACGAGGAGAAUCCAGAGUUUGAGAGGUUUUACAGGGUUCUCAAGCUCUUGAUGGACUCCCCUCUGAAUAAGUCCAAGAAACUAUGUGUCUACAUACACACAACUAGGAAUGUCCUUAUAGAACUGAGCUAUCUCCUCGAGGUUCCCGAAAAUCCCAUUGAACUCAGUGAUGUUAUGUCUUACCUAUUGAAAAGACUGGUUGUUAAAUCAUCCGACGGAACUGUUUUAGCAAAGGUAAUAAAGAAUCCAAUCAACAAUCACUUGCCUCCGAAUUCCACAAAGAUCAGGCUUUCUCCAAGAGGAUCUAGGGUGUCCCUAAAGGAUUUGGAAUCACACAUUGAAAGGGGACUUGCUUUCUUCGUCGGUGUUGGAGCAGAUGAAAAGAAGGAAGGAGAGUUCGAUAUGAAACUGUCGAACUUCAAGCUUUCCCCCGAAAACUGUUGUGCUAAGCUAACAAGCAUUCUUGAAGAAAUGCUAGGGAUUUUUUGA
This is a messenger RNA of Encephalitozoon intestinalis ATCC 50506, 543 nucleotides long. Its product is annotated as putative Mra1-like protein. Gene Ontology annotation, cellular component: small-subunit processome; nucleolus. NCBI's taxonomy places the organism in Eukaryota, Fungi, Microsporidia, Unikaryonidae. The coding region runs from base 1 to 543 and encodes 180 amino acids. Gene Ontology annotation, molecular function: rRNA binding; rRNA (pseudouridine) methyltransferase activity. Gene Ontology annotation, biological process: rRNA base methylation. The transcript has a single exon. The record is from RefSeq and is a predicted model, not a curated record.